Molecule: messenger RNA, 2907 nt
Organism: Eucalyptus grandis
Lineage: Eukaryota; Viridiplantae; Streptophyta; Magnoliopsida; Myrtales; Myrtaceae
Product: receptor-like protein 7
Exons: 2
Coding region: 1-2907 (968 amino acids)
Molecular function (GO): protein binding
Source: RefSeq, a predicted model, not a curated record
AUGGCAGCCUUAUCAUUAUAUCUGCUGCUUACUUGGAUAUUCUUGCUGUCUCUCUUUCGUACUAGGUUUGCUGAGGUACUUUGUCAUGCGGACGAGAGCUUUGCCUUGAUGGAAUUCAAGAGAAGUUUCAGAACCAACACGACAGAUUGGCGAUGCAUUCAUCCAAAAGUCCAUUCCUGGUCACUGGAUGGAAGUGGAGAUUGUUGUUCAUGGGACGGCGUUGAAUGUGAUGAAGUCACCGGCCGAGUGAUCGCCCUCAACCUCAGUAGCAGCUUGUCUCUCGGCACCAUGAGUCCUAACACCACUCUCUUUCGACUCGUUCACAUGGAGUCGCUCAAUCUCGCUUUCAACAACUUCAACUUCUCCUCGAUUCCGUAUGGCUUCAGCAAUCUUUCAAAGUUACAAUACCUUAAUCUCUCCUCCUCCAACUUCUCCGGUGAAAUCCCUCGCGAUAUCUCGCAACUCUCCAAGUUAGUUUCUCUCGAUUUAUCAACUUAUUGGGAUGAGACACUUCGUAUGCCCAACAUGGGUGGCUUCGUUCAUAACUUGACUGGGCUAAAAGAACUUGAUCUUUCUCGGGUAAGCUUGUUAUCACCUUUGCCACCUAUGCUAGCGAAUUUCUCUUCCUUGACAUUGCUCAGGCUAGUAUCUUGUGAAUUGAGUGGAAACUUUCCGGUCAGCAUUUUCCAGUUGCCAAACUUAGAAGUCCUUUCCGUUGCUGACAAUUAUGACCUUUCUGGGUUUUUUCCCAAGCCACACUGGGGUUCUCCAUUGAAAUCCUUGGAAGUUUCCUGGACCAACUUCUCGGGAGAAAUACCCUCUUUGAUUGGAAAUCUUAGUCUCUUGAAUGAGUUAAGAGCCGAGAAUUGCUAUUUCUCAGGAUCGCUUCCCUCUUCAAUGGGUAAUCUUUCUCAUCUCACUAUACUGGACUUUUACGCAAAUAACUUGCAAGGUCAAAUCCCUGUUUCCUUUGCUAAUCUUACCCAGCUAUUGGAGCUACAACUCUCUAACAAUAACUUGCAAGGUCCAGUCCCUGUUUCCUUUGCUAAUCUUACCCAGCUAUCGAAGCUAUAUCUCUCUGACAAUAACUUGAGCGGUGAUUUUUUGGAGUGGGUGGUCAACUUGACAAAACUCACUAGCUUGGACAUUUCAGGUAAUUGGUUUGACUUUUCUAGUGACAACUUGCACAAUGAUAUUCUGGGCCCAUUGCGGAAUCUAAAGGAUCUCUAUGUGCUUAAUCUGGAGUCGCUUAAUCUCAAUGGCGUUCUCAAUGUGAAUGAUCUAUUCGCACUCAAGAACUUGAGACGCUUAGUUCUAUCCAACAAUAACAUAUCUUUCACCAAGUCAUUCAUCAACGCCACUACGUCGAAGCUUAUCAACUUAGAGCUGGAUUCAUGCAACUUGACGGAGUUCCCACAGUUUAUAGGCUACUUGAGCAAAUUGGAGGGGUUAUACCUACAACACAACAGAAUUCAAGGGACCAUUCCUAGAGGGAUGUGGAACAAUAGCAAAGAAUCUCUCAGGCAUGUAGAUCUUUCUCACAAUCUUUUAACCGGCUUUGAAAAUAACCAAACCAAUCUUUCUUUGCCGAACUUGGACUAUCUUGACAUUAGUUCUAACUUGCUAAAAACAACCCUCCCUGUCCCACCUCCCUCGGUCAUCGCAUAUAACAUCUCCAACAAUUUCCUAUUUGGGGAAGUUCCAACAUCCAUAUGUGAAGUGAGCUCUCUUACUGUGCUCGAUUUGUCCAACAAUACUCUGAAUGGCACACUUCCCCCUUGUUUGGGAAGUAUUCAUCCUUUGAUUUUAUUGAAUCUUGCGAGAAAUAAAUUGGAUGGCAUGAUUCCUCACGUUUACUUAGAUGAUUGUGCAUUGAGGAUGAUUGACCUCAGAGAAAACCAACUAAGUGGUAUUGUUCCGAGAUCUUUAGGAAAUUGCAGAAUGCUGGAGUAUUUGAAUCUUGGUGACAACCAAAUUAAUGAUACGUUCCCAUUUUGGCUAUCGGAAUUGACCUACCUAAAAGUAAUUGGCUUGCGGUCCAAUAAUUUCCAUGGUCCCAUAGAAUCUAAGCUAAGCCAGCUCAACUUCACCAGUUUACACAUCUUGGACAUUUCCAACAACAGCUUCAAUGGCGAAUUUCCUUCCAACUUGUUGAAGAGUUGCCACGCCAUGAAGGUCAUGGUUGGUCAAGAUAAUUUGGCAUAUUUGGAUAUUUUUGAAAUGCCUCCUCAUGCUUCAUUCUAUAUAAGUACGACUUAUGCGAUGAAAUUGAUGAAUAAGGGCGUGAAAAGGGAAUAUGCGAAGAUUCCAGAUGUCCUCAUCGCAAUUGACCUCUCCAACAACAAGUUUGAAGGGUUCAUUCCUGAACUCAUUGGAGAUCUAGAAUCACUUCGCAUGCUCAACCUAUCAAACAACCUCUUCAAUGGUAGCAUCCCUCCUUCCUUGGCCAAUCUGACAGUGCUCGAAGCACUGGAUCUUUCCCGGAACAAUCUUGUGGGAGAGAUUCCUCAACAACUAGCCCGCCUCACAUUUCUUUCGGUUUUCAAUAUCUCUCACAAUCAUCUAUCGGGACCAAUACCACUUGGAACGCAAUUUGAUACAUUCGAGAGUAGUUCAUUUGCGAUGAAUAAUGGUUUGUGUGGAAGCCCCUUGCCAAAUAAAUGCACAAAUGGUGAGGAUGCUCCACCACCACCAUCUUUCAAAGUGGAUAAUGAAGAAGAUUGUCUCUUCAACUUGGAUUGGAGAAUCAUGCUGGUUGGUGCCGGAGUUGGGUUUUCGGUUGGUAUUGUGAUAGAGAACUUGAUCAUUGAUGAGAAGAGGACGUGGUUCUUGUGCUGCUCCAAGAAAAUGGCCAAAGGAUGGAAAAAGAUGAGGAAAGCUCUGGCAGACAAGAAAUUAUGUAGCUAG